GAACGAAAGAUCGUGGGGGGAGACAUCUUUUUUCUUCGCUUCUAGACUUGGGAUAAGGAAGGCGUAGAGUAGUCCACGCGGAUUCCUAGUUUAUUUUCUAUUUCAGCCAAUUGGCAUUGCCUUUCCCCUCGCCGUUCGUCUUCCCAAGACCUUGUCAACCACGACUGGGCUUCAACCGCUACACCGCUAACCACCAGCAGAAUCCCGCCCAUCUCCCAAUAUGUCGUAUAUCGGGUCACCACCCCGCUCCUCCUUUGGCCAGCGGAAGCCGUCAAUUGUUGAACGCGCGUCCAAUGCCAUUGAACAGAAAUUGGGCGGAACGGCUCUACGACGGGUGGCGACGACGCCGGCUAGCUACGGGUCGGGGGGACUGAAGGAUGUCCAAAGUGCUAGUGUGGGUAGUUUAGUGGAGGAGAAUUAUUCAAUGUGCGUUGAUGAUUAUGAAGUUGGAGAACCGAUAGGAUAUGGAUCUUCGGCUGUGGUUUAUAUUGCCCGGUAUAAGCCAACGAACAAGGCGGUAGGAAUUAAGAUGAUUGAUUUGGAUAUGUUUGAGCGAAAUCAGAUUGAUGAGUUACGGAGAGAAAUUCAGAUAAUGAGCUUGUCAAAGCAUCCCAAUCUCCUCCCUGUAUUUGGCUCGUUCGUGCACGGUUCCAAACUUUACAUUGUCACGCCUUUCCUCUCUGCCGGAUCAUGUCUAGAUAUUAUGAAAACCGCCUUUCAAGAUGGCAUGGACGAAGUCUCUAUCGCAACCAUUCUCAAGCAGGCCCUUGAGGGACUCGUUUACCUCCACAAAAACGGUCUAAUCCACCGUGAUGUGAAAGCCGGAAACCUCCUCAUUCACGAAGAUGGUUUAGUCCAAUUGGCAGAUUUUGGUGUCAGUUCCUCGUUGAUGGAUACCGGGGAGCGUAAGGGUCUAAGAAAGACUUUUGUGGGCACACCAUGUUGGAUGGCUCCGGAGGUUAUGGAGCAGAGCGGCUAUGAUUAUAAAGCAGACAUAUGGAGUUUUGGGAUUACGGCUUUGGAAUUGGCUACAGGACACGCACCGUUUGCAAAGUUUCCUCCCAUCAAGGUGCUGAUGCUGACACUCCAAAAUGAUCCGCCAACAUUGGACCGCGAUUCCACAAAGCACAGAUAUUCUAAAACAUUCAAAGAAAUGAUCGAUCUGUGCUUGGUGAAAGAUCCAGCUAAACGACCUACAGCCGAAAAACUGUUGUCGCAUCCCUUCUUUAAACAGGCGGCUAAGAAACGCCAAUACCUUGUCGUGUCACUGUUGCAGAACUUGCCGCCAAUAACACAGCGUCAACACAAUAGAAGAGGAUCACACCCUCAGAAGGACGGAUCAUAUUCCAAAGGUGUUUCGUGGGACUUUAGUACUGCAGCCGAAGAGCUCGGAAUGCAACCCGGCAAGGAGGGAAGCAAGGACGCGAUGAUUCGCACAUUCUUGUCGGAGAGCUCUGUGGAUUCAACCACAAGCUCAGACUCUCUGAAUAUCGAAGAGGGCACAAGUAAUGGUAGUGGUAGAGAACGAGGUGUGAGUUUCGCUCCUAGUGUUGCUGUUGUAGGCGGCGGUGCCGAGCCAUUAGCUGCUCCCGCGGUAAAAAAGAGCCGAUUUAUUGUGGAUAGCCCCAGCGGUGCUUCAUAUCCAACAUUGGCUGUCGAUGUCACAAGCGCACCGGGAACUCCUACCGGUGCUCAGACGCCGGUGGAGAAUGCGGUGGUAGACUCUUCAUCAACGCCAAGUUCGCAAACGCCGCCGUCAUCCAAUGUGUCCCCUGUUGCUGGGGAAGUAAGAAAGGGACGGUUUAGUGUCAAUCAAUCGGCACCAAGUGGCAUAAAUCCGUCAGCUCCAUCAGUGCUACCCGACACGUCGCGACAGGUGGGGUCUCCGGCAGAUGCCGUGGCACCAAAGUUGAGCGACGAUGGAUCUACAGUGGAACGAAAGCCAAGCCGUUUUGCAGUCCAAACUCUCUCCACUACGUCAUCCAGCCCCGCCACCCCCUCAGCUGGUUCACAAGACUCCAUCACAACCCGAACCCUGGACCGAAGAGGCCGAUUCGAAGUAACAACGGGGGACAACUCCCCGAUUCCGCAGGCAAUAACCCUGGACCAGCUCAUACGCCAGAAUGAAUUGCAGCGAAAUCUCCUCAAUGAUAUGAUUGCGGCACUUGGACGGAAUGGAUUGACACUUGAAGCCUUGGGAGUGUCGGUCCCCGCUGGUGUCUUUGAGGUGAAUACACCUGGAGAGAAACCCAGUCCGUCGCUGGGUCCUACGAGGAGUUUAAGUGGAGCAAGUAUGGACGGGUUUGGGUUGGAUAAAGCUCAACCCAGCGCCGACUCGCUGAAGCGCGAAAAUGACCAGCUGCGACAAGAAGUGGCUCAGUUGAGACGUGAAGUGGAACUUUUUAGGAAGGGGGACGCACACGUGAAGGGCGUGAGUAGCGGGGUGGACGGUAUUUGAGAACUUGUAAACAUUAAUUUGUGCAUCGCGUCCUUUCUGUAUUUUUUGUUUGGCGUCAUGGUUGUGGGUUGGGACGCGAGUUGGAUGAAAGGAGUAUUGUAUCGUGGCUGGGGGGUGCGGUGGGACGUAUAUAAGUCUGUUAUUUGUAUAGUGCCAUCGGAGAGCAUGCUUGAAAAGCACAGAUAAUGCAAUUAGAACCAUUAUGAGCCACUGUAUGUCAUGGCGGCAUUCAUA
Spizellomyces punctatus DAOM BR117 is the source of this 2692-nucleotide messenger RNA. RefSeq names its product STE/STE20/FRAY protein kinase. Lineage: Eukaryota; Fungi; Chytridiomycota; Chytridiomycetes; Spizellomycetales; Spizellomycetaceae. The transcript is spliced from 8 exons. Bases 221 to 2458 code for a protein of 745 amino acids. Gene Ontology annotation, biological process: protein phosphorylation. The record is from RefSeq and is a predicted model, not a curated record. Gene Ontology annotation, molecular function: protein kinase activity; ATP binding; protein serine/threonine kinase activator activity.